Microcebus murinus (gray mouse lemur) is the source of this 6382-nucleotide messenger RNA. The record is from RefSeq and is a predicted model, not a curated record. Lineage: Eukaryota; Metazoa; Chordata; Mammalia; Primates; Cheirogaleidae.
GGCUUAAUUUUAUUUCCUGGUUUUUAUUUCAUUUUUAUUUAGUGAUGGGUGGGAUUAUUUUAGUGAAGUCUAUUAUCCCCAUUCUAUCACCCCCCACCUCCCUCCAUUGUUCCUUAGAGAGGCACAGCUUUGGGUAUGUGCCAGUCACCCUGGGUAACAGUGGUUUGGGCUCCCCUCCUCUUUCCUUGAUCAUGCCCAGCUGUUAAACUUCACUAUUUGCUGGCUGAUUAUUGUUUUCAACAGUGUCCCUGGGCAUAAAUUGCUUUAUAAACUAAUCCAAUCAAACUCCAUUUUCUCUAAACACUGGUUUCUGAGACCAGUGUUCGAUAUUUUUGACCCCAGGAGGAUACCUUCCAGCUGUCCUAUCCUCCAGUUUACCCCUGCAAAUUAGAGGGCAAACAACUUUACCUGUAUCUUGACUUUCUUCCCAUCAUCACCUCAACUGUUCUUGAGAGCAUCCUUAGGCUUGAACUUCCCGAACCAAGCUCUGUUGCAAGUGAAAAAUCAGUUCCUUUGGGAAGAGAUGUUGAGCAAUAUGGGUUUUAUGGCCUGUUUAUUCCCCCAAGAAAAAUCUCUCAACCAGACUCUGGGAUUGGAUGCAUGGACAAUAGCAAGCUGCUCUUUUGAGUGACAUCCCUGCUGCAGGAGCUGAGCACUCAGUGCAGGUAGAGCUGCAGCCUGAGGUCCUCUGAGCUUGUCUCUCCUGGUAUGGAAUCAGCAUCUCGGGACCGGAGCAAGGGUGGUCAGGACGCAACCAACCAAAGUAGAGUCUCUAUCCCAUGAAUGGGAGCUGGGUGGAAGAAGGACCACCAUCCCCCACUAACCUAGGACUUAGCCUCAGCAAUGAGUGGAUGGAGGCAGAAUGAGAAAUGCUGAUGUCCUGGCCUUCCCGGGAAGAAAGCUGUGCAACUGGGAUCUGAGCGGGGAAGGCGCCCUUUGUUACUGGCUCUAACAGUCUGGAGUAGUCUCCACCUUGCUGAGCUGGCAGUGGAUAGAAAGGGAAUAGUCUUGCUUCAAAUACCAUGGGUUCUCCCUUUUAUUAACAAUUUUUGGUGUAUUUUCUUGAAUAGGUGUUUCUUGAUGUUUGCCCUCAGGACAAUUUCCAGAGGUUUUAAAUGGUUUUUUAUGCUCAUUGAUAAUUUUUCACUAGUUUCACUGGAGAAUAGGAUAGUUAUGCUGAAAGUCAAUCUCUCCACUGCUGUAGUUAUUGCUAUUAGCAUAGUUGUGUGUUAGACAGACAGCUAUUCUCAGAAAAUUAAUACGACUAGAGAUGAGGCUUUCACACAUUCUGAGGACUGUAGGAAGGACAACUUGUAACAGCUGCUAAGAGUAACAACAAUUAGAGAACAAACUGGAGUGGUAAGUUCCUGGCUUAAUUUGUUACAUAUAAAGACAUGCAAAACAACUCAAAUAACAAAGAAAAACUGUAAUGAUUGACUCUGAAUUUGUAAUUUGACUAUAGAGAGAGAAGAAUUCUGGGAGCAAAUGUGUGAUUUCCAUGCAUUCCAGAACCACCACCACUAUACAGGACCCUAAGAAUCCAGAACUUGUGAAGACAUUUACAUUUGACCUGGCAUAUUGGUCUCACAGUGGAUUUGAAAAGGAUAAAGACGGUGUCCUUAUUUCUGCUGAUCCUAGUAGUAAAUUUGCAGGCCAGAGAGAUGUCUUCCACGAUCUUGGCAGGGGGAUUCUGGACAGCGCCUGGCAAGGCUACAAUGCUACCCUCCUGGCCUAUGGCCAAACUGGCUCUGGGAAAAGCUAUUCUAUGAUUGGGUUUGGUGCCAACAAGGGCAUUAUUCCAAAUGUGUGUGAAGAGCUCUUUCAAGCAAUCGAGAAGCAGGAGAGAAAUCAAGAAUACCAGGUUACAUUCAGUAUGCUGGAAAUUUACAAUGAACAGAUUAGAGAUUUGCUGUCUGGAAUCAAAAAACCUGGUGGGCUCAAAGUAAGGGAAGAUCAGCAGCGGGGCUUUUACGUGGAAGGUCUGACGUCAGUGCCUUGUGAGAACUACGCACAAAUUGAAAGGCUGAUGGAACAAGGAACAAAAAUAAGGACCACAGCUUCCACCAACAUGAAUGUCAGCAGCAGCCGGUCCCACAUGGUCAUCACCAUUCAGUUCAAGCAGCUUUUCCCAGACCGAGACCUCACCAAACAAUCCAGUAUUAAUUUGGUGGAUCUAGCAGGAAGUGAAAGGCAGAAAUCUUCAGGAUCCGAAGGAGACAGAUUGAGGGAAGGAUCACGAGUUAACUUAAGUUUAACCAAUUUGGGAAAUGUUAUCAGCGCUCUGGCCGAUGCAGCCAUGGGGAAGAGAGUCUUGCACGUUCCCUACAGAGAUUCGGUCCUGACCAAACUGCUCCAGUCAGCUCUGGGUGGCAACAGCAGGACUGCCUUGAUAGCCGCCAUAAGUCCAGCUGACAUCUGCUACGAGGAAACGUUAUCAACAUUAAGAUAUGCUGAAAGGGCUAAAAAGAUCCGGAACAGAGCAGUGGUCAACACCCAGGCGCUGAUGAGACAGUGGAGGGCAGAGAACAAGCUGCCGCUCAGAUGCAGAAACUCUGGAAUGGCAGAUCUCUUCACAGAGCAGCCAGCCUAUCUCCUGGCAGAACAGCAGCUCGGGACUCGUGCUAAGCAGGUGACCUGGGCACACCUGCUGGAGCAGGCCUGGGAGGCCUGGGAGCAGCAGUACGAGGCCCUGGCCCAGGAGCGGCGGAUGGUGAAGACCUUUCCUCACCUGCUCAACGUCAACGAGGACCCGCAGCUCACGGGCGUCCUCAAGUACUUCAUUCGGCCUGGUUCAUGUGAUGUUGGUCAGGCCACCUCCAAUGCUAUCACUAUUCAAGGUUUGGGAAUUUCAGAUAAACAUGCUUCCUUCACAAAUUCGGAUGGUAAAGUGAUGGUCACUCCACACGGCAAAUGCAAGGUUGUCGUUAACGGGGUGCCCAUUGCGACCAAGACAAAGCUGCAGCAUUUGGACCGCAUUAUUUUGGGAUCCAACAGCGCCUACCUCUACGUGGGGUUUCCUUCGGAGCGAGGCAGCGAGGACUUGAGCAGGUUUGACUACGACUUCUUCCAGCUGGAGAGAGCGGCGGCGGAGGGAGUGAGCGUGGACAAGCUCCGCGCCACAAACAGUGGAGACCGCAAGGCAGACCCCAGCGUCCUGGCUGUGUUCCAGGACUACAUCAAACUGAUGCCCCUAGUUGCAGAAGCAAAUCAAAUGAGUGAAGAGCUGAAGAAGGGACUUAAAAUGGAAUUGAAGGUGAAGAACUUAGCAUCAUCAGAUUCCAGGGGUUAUGACCUACAAAAAGAGGUCAUGGUGAAGCUGACCAACCAAAGGACUCACCAGGUGUGGAUUUGGUCAAAAGCCAAGUUUAUCAAUAGGAAAUUCCUAAUGGAGGAACUUUACCAGCGCUUUCUAGAUGGAGAAGACAGCCACGUGGCUCAAGAAGACGACCCGUUCUGGGAUCCUGUCGAGGUCAUCCACUUGGGCUCAGCUCACAUCUGGCUCCAUCCACUUGCCUAUUGCAUGAAGCUUGAGGAGCAAGUGGCGUUUCUGGACUGUGAGGGGCUGGAGGAGGCCGUGUUGCACGUCUCCAUCACCCCCUGCUCCCCGACAGGACAAGCAUAUGGUGACGAGGACGUGGUUAUUGACCCUCUGGAGAUGCUGGGCAAGAGGAUCGAUUUCCAGAUUUGCAUUGUCCAGUGCCUUGGCGUCAAGUGGCUAAAGGAAGGAGCAAGGCGGGGCAUUCAGACAGGGUACAGAAUUUAUGACCUUCCAAACACUAUAUAUACAAAACCUGUGUGGAAAAUUGUGAACCCCCAAAUUGAAGAGACUAUCCAAUUUGCAACCUUAAAUGCAUCUCAGGAGUUUCUGAAUUAUUUGCAGACAAAUGCUCUCAUUGUUGAUUUAUGGGGCCUUCAAGAAGGCUGUGCUGAGCUGAGCUGCACUCAGCCAGACCUCAUGGUCACAGGUGAAGGUCAUAUCGUGGUGGACGCCAAGAAAAUUUCCACCAUGAAGGAUACAAGCCAGACUACAUCAAACCAGACAUCAGAACUUUAUCUGAAGCUGCACAAGUUAGAGCAGGAGACAGAACUGCUCAGAAACAUUAACAGAGCUCUGAGAGAGGAAAACGUGUUUCUCAAAGAAUCACUUGCAAAACUUGGUUCUGGUCCACAAGCCCAUAAGCCUUCUGAUACCCUGAAGAUAACUGGGAUGACAGCACGACUGCCACCAGCCAUGGAGAUUAAUCAAAUGUGCACUCAGCAAGCCAGCUGCGACAGAGAAUUUGCCAAGGCUCUUAAGGUGUUUUACCAAGGCAUGAACACAGCAAGAGGGCAGUUUCUCAGACUGAGACAGUAUAAACCUCCUGAAGACGAUCAAAUGCUUCGACCAUUUGUACACCAACAGUCACAGAUGUUGAAGGAUUUUGGAAACCUACUUGAAUCCAGCUUGUGGAGACUGAAAAAUGAUGUUGCUCUUAUAGUAAAAAAGAAAAGAGAAUAUUUACUGCAUGUCAAAUAGUGAGGAUACACCCCUGAAGACUGAAAACAUUUCAGCUUUGAGUUGUGAAGAUUAUUUGUGUAGCUAAUGGGCUUAACCUCUUCUGCCAUUUUCAAGCAAAACUCUCCUUCAAUUUGAUUUUAAAUCAAGAAUGAAUCCAUAUCCAGGGUGAAGGUGGGGUGGGAGAUAUCUGAAGUGAAUGGUUAGCACUCUGAGCUCUGGAAUCAGACUGCCUAGGGGCAGUUAUAUUCUGGUUAAAUCCAUCACUUACCAAUUGUGUGAUUUUUGGCAACUGAUUUUCCCUAAGCUGUUCUUUCCUCAUUUGUUAUCUGGGAAUAAUAGUGUUUGCUGAUGGUAAAUGAAUAUAGAGCACUUAGAACAGUGCCUGGUACAUAGAAUUGAUAAGCAUUUGCCAUUAAUGUUUUUAUGGUAAACAGGUCAAAAUUUCAAAUGAAGCUCUUUUGAUAAAUUUAUUAGUCAGACCAGAUGGUUACUUCAUGCCCUUCAUUUUGUAUUCUUGCUCCAAACAAGUUUGAAUUCUACCUCUACUUAUUUUCUCUUUUCAUAGAUUUAUUUGAAAUACUGUACGUUCAAUUUGCUGACCAGCAUUAGUGCUUGUACUAUGGGAUUUUUUUUCAGUGCAGGGAUUACAAUUGUUAGUGAGAUCUGCCAGGAGUUAGUCUAUUUUGAAGCCAAUCUUGAUUCCACAAAUUGACUAAUGGGUCUUAGUUAAGGACUGACAGACACUGAGUGCUCUGGGAGGGGCUGUAAAGAAACUUUCUGUGGCUAAAGAGAGACUUCUAAUAACAAUAGUAGUGAUAAUGGCAUCAUGUGCCAGGUACUAAUCUAAAUGUAAACAGUUUAGCUCAUUUAAUUCUCACAAUAAUUCUAUUAGUAUGGCACCAUUAUUUCCUCCAUUUUGAGGCUUUAAAGGUUGAAUGACUUGUCCAGGCCACUGUAAGCAGGGAGGUUGACAUUAGACCCCACAGACAUCACUGUGAUGGCCUGAGGCCUGUCUGUGCAAACUGUACCUGGGAGAAGCUGGGCUGAUUUGCAUAAGAAAUCAAGGAGGAAAUAAAAUAUGACAACCCCAAAAACUGCUCCCUAAAAUAUGAAGUUAAGGGAGAUCAAAUGGGAUGACACUGAACCUCUACUGGCAGGAGAGGCUGAUAAGAGCUCCAAAAAAGUCUCUGUAAGGCUGAGGAAUCUGGCACUUUUUGUUUAAUAUCAGGAUGCGAGAUUUGGGUCUUGCCUGCAGCUCAGGUCCUGACUGUAUACACACGUCAACAAAAAAAUGUUUUGGGGCUCUGUAAUGUUGGAGCCCAAGUCUGGAGCACACAUGGUAACAGCCAGAGCAGAGUCAGCAAAGGCAUCACGGAAUCCUGGAAAGCCUCUGUCAGUGGCAUACAGUAACAAUGGAGGCUGAGCAGACUUUCCAGUUCUGUCUGGCCACUGAAAGUAGAGAUGGCUUCUACCUCUUGGACUGAGCCUCAAAGUUAUUGGACAGUUUGCAGUUUACUCACAUGAGAUGAGUCAUAUACUUGUGGCAAAUGAGAACAGGCGGAACCUUGGGGGAUUAAAAGGAAAAUCAGAAUGAGACACACUUGUACUUCAAGCUGGAGGAUGGGGUCACUCGGCUACCAUCAUGGAUCAGUGUCAAGCCUGCAUACACUGCAAAGCUGGAAAGAACACAGAACAUGAAACUGCACCCAGUGGUUUCUAAAUGGAGAUCUAAAACAUAGACUCCUAGUCACUGCCCUCCAGAUCUCCUGAAUACAAACUGCUGGGGGUACUUCAGAACCUACUGUUGUUUUGACAUUCUGAUACCAGCUAGUCCUGGGAUCUAUUGCUCCUAUACAGUUUUCUUUCUUUUUUUUUGGACACAAG